Rhineura floridana is the source of this 5388-nucleotide messenger RNA. RefSeq names its product BRISC and BRCA1 A complex member 2 (gene BABAM2). The record is from RefSeq and is a predicted model, not a curated record. Gene Ontology annotation, cellular component: BRISC complex; BRCA1-A complex. The transcript has 12 exons. The coding region runs from base 112 to 1263 and encodes 383 amino acids. Lineage: Eukaryota; Metazoa; Chordata; Lepidosauria; Squamata; Rhineuridae. Gene Ontology annotation, biological process: double-strand break repair.
CGUAGCGUUCGAGAUGGUGUGGGAGGGUUUACGCAGGCGCACAGGGUGUAUGGGUAAGGCGAGUGGUCGGUGCCGGUUUUUUGGAGAACUGAGUACACCUUUUAAAUUAAUAUGUCCCCUGAAGUUGCCUUGAACAAAAUAUCUCCAUCACUUUCUCCUUUGAUUUCCAAUGUGGUCAGGAAUGGAAAAGUAGGAUUGGAUGCAACUAACUGUUUAAGGAUUACAGAUCUGAAAUCUGGCUGCACAUCCUUGACUCUUGGACCCAACUGUGAUCGCUUUAAGUUGCAUAUUCCAUAUGCUGGCGAAACACUAAAAUGGGAUAUAAUUUUUAAUGCCCACUAUCCAGAACUGCCACCUGACUUCAUCUUUGGAGAGGAUGCUGAAUUCCUGCCUGAUCCAUCGGCCUUACAUAACUUGGCCUCAUGGAAUCCUUCAAACCCUGAAUGCCUCCUGCUUGUUGUAAAAGAACUUGUGCAACAGUAUCACCAGUUCCAGUGUAGCAGACUCCGUGAGAGCUCUCGCCUCAUGUUUGAAUAUCAGACAUUACUUGAAGAACCUCAAUAUGGGGAGAACAUGGAAAUUUAUGCUAGCAAAAAGAACAAUUGGACUGGUGAAUUUUCAGCUCGUUUUCUUCUGAAAUUGCCGGUAGACUUCAGCAACAUCCCCACUUACCUUCUCAAGGAUGCAAAUGAAGACCCUGGGGAAGAUGUUGCUCUUCUUUCAGUCAGUUUUGAGGAUACAGAAGCUACUCAAGUUUUCCCCAAAUUGUAUUUGUCUCCAAGAAUCGAACAUGCUCUUGGAGGAUCUUCUGCCCUUCACAUCCCUGCUUUUCCAGGUGGCGGCUGCCUCAUUGAUUAUGUGCCCCAAGUAUGUCAACUAUUAACCAACAAGGUUCAGUAUGUUAUUCAGGGUUAUCAUAAGAGAAGAGAGUAUAUUGCUGCAUUUCUUAGUCACUUUGGAACUGGUGUGGUAGAAUACGACGCUGAGGGUUUCACAAAACUCACCUUGUUACUGAUGUGGAAAGAUUUUUGCUUCCUGGUUCACAUUGACCUGCCAUUGUACUUUCCUCGGGACCAGCCAACUUUGACGUUUCAGUCUGUAUAUCACUUCACUAACAGUGGAGAGCUCUAUUCCCAGGCCCAGAAAAAUUAUCCCUAUAGUCCACGAUGGGAUGGCAAUGAGAUGGCCAAAAGAGCAAAGGCUCACUUCAAAACAUUUGUCCCUCAGUUCCAGGAGGCAGCAUUUGCCAAUGGAAAACUCUAAGAUAAAAGGGGUAAAACAGCUUAUCCUGAGAGGAUGCCAAACAGUCAUGUCCAAAUGCCUGUCAACAGACUUCAAGAUGGCUUCCUGCAAAGAAUUUGGACUUCAGUCUCUCUUAGUGUGUUUUGCCUCUGGAAUGUAAUUGUGAUCAGCGCAGAUUGAAUUUACUCUUGUAUAAUGAGGACCUUGGCUGGCUAAAUAUAUUAUGUGUUCUUUCACUCAGUUUUCCUACAUGCACACACAUUUUUUUAUUUACUAACAUGAUUUAAAUUAAAAAUGUAUUGGAUAGAUGUGAUUUCCCCCCCUUGUGAUGACUUAUUUCUAUCAUUGUUUUCCUAUGCCAGUGUUUGGGGCUUUUCUGUAAAAUUUUCCUUAAUAGAAUUUCAACUUUUGGCACAUUAGAAGUAAACACUUUGAGCAAUAAGUCCACUGGAGAAAGUGCUACCAUAUUACACCUUUAUAAUUUCCCAAAAUUCAUCUCCACAUGAGCCUGAAAGAAUACAACUAGAGAAACCUUUAAGUGCCACGAAAGUGGCCUUGAUGGCACAUAACUUUUCGUAUUUCUAAUUGGAAGGCUCCCCCCUCCCCAAUUGUAAGAUACAGCUUCAUACUUUGGUUAACAGUACAAAGUUUGAGAUGAGCUAUCUGGUUACCAUCCAACAUACUACCUAGAACUGUCUACUAUUUGAACACCAGUAGUGUCUAAAAAUUGGUUUUGCUGAGUUUUCAUGCUGUGACAUCAUUUUAUGUUCUAACUCUGGUGAGAAACAUAAAUGCCACUGUUGAAAAAGGCUUUGAAUGUCAACAGCUUAAUUGAUUCCUUUAUUAAUUUAUAAUGCAUAGUCAUUCAACCUAAAACUUGCAGUUUAUUUCACAUCUAGACGACUUUAUGAGUAAACAUCAUUGGAUGUAUCAUCUUUUCUAACACAUACAUACAUACAACCUCUCUGAGCCAUUUGUUUUCCUUUCCUGUGAUACAUUUAGGCAAGCCCCUUGUCUCUGACUAGCAGUGGACUAACUUCCCAUAUUUUGUAAAUAGCUCAGGGUACUUUCCAGCAAGGAAUAAAAUGUGCAUAAGUAGUAUGUUGGUUCAGGGAACAAAACUGAAGAAUUACUGUUGUAUUCAGAACAUCUGCAGUUGCCUAAUAUAAUCAUUAUAGAUAGGAUUGAAUUCAAAUAUAACUGACAUUAUAAGGUUGUAUCUGAGUAAGGGUGCAAUCCUGCUGGUUGUUAUGCAAGGCUGAGGAGCUUCAGGAUGUGGCAUAGCUGCAGUGGACAAGGAAGGAUGUUGGCGCCACUGGGCCUCCACCAGCAGACAUCCCCUUGCCCCAAGUGUAGCCAUGGCACAGUGGCAAUGCAGCCAGGGAACACCACCACCAUAUGGGUGCUGCCAGUUCAGCUUAGACUCACACAAGUGGAGCCAGCGGAAGGCCUGAAAAAUGGUGUUCCAGAGGGUGUUGUGGAUGAAACUGAGGGGAGGGGGUCUUACAUCACAUCCUGAGCCUGUCCAGUUUGGUCCUGCAGCCCUCAGUCCCAGCAGCCGAUACUCUGGGAAAAGGAGUGGCAGAAGGAAACAGACCCCGUCCUCCCCUCCCAGCAGCUCUUGAACAGAGGUUGGCUGUGACUGCCCCUUCCGCUGGCUCCUCUUCUGCCAGCUUCCAACAAGUUGGAUUGCGCCCUUAGUUAUACUCAGAAUAAUAUGGAUUUGAAAUAAAUGGUUUUAGGUUGGUCAUGACUAACUUAAGUCCACUGAUUUCAAUAGGUCUGCUUGGUCAGAUACCACCUAGACAUUCUUAGAAUCCUAGGGGGGGUCAGUGUUAUAUAUUAUGUCUAUAAGAAACUACCAAAUUACAUUGCCUUUUAAUUAACAAUCAUACCCUUAGAUGGAGGGGCAGUGUUCAAAAACACUUUGAACCGCAAGUCAACGAAAAUUCUAUCUCUGGAUUGGCUUUCAUGCUUUGAUGCUGUCUUUCAGGAGAUUUUUUCCACUGGUAAAAACUAUGCACUUAGUUUAUUUAUAUUCCACUUGUUCACAAUAAACUUCCAAAAACAGCUCACAAUAAAUAUUCUGAUAAAAACAACAUAUUAAAAAAAAGUUACAAAGCAUCAGUAAAUUCAAGUUAGACAAAGUCCACAAUUAGAUAAAUUCAAUAUUACAAUGAAAUAAUCUAGACAAUGCACAAUAAGAACAAAAAUAACAGGCCAAUAAAAUUAAGCUAUUCCACAUGACUUUUUCUAGUCUUGCUGCACUCCAAGGGGCUGCAGCAGCUGGCUUAAAUACAAUUCAGAGAGGACAGGAUCUUCUUACCAGGCUAGAUCGGCCUUCUCCAGCCUAAUGCCCUCCAGGUGUUCUGACUUACAGUCCCAUCAACCCUGACAUUUGGGUGUGCUGGCGUGGGGCUGAUGGGAUUUGUAGCCCAAAAUAUCUAGAGGACACAGAGUGGGGAAGACUGGGCUAGUUAGUUCACAGCUGGCUCCCUCAUCUCUGCUGCAGAGAAAACAGGGAGCACUAAAAGGGAAGGUCUCAGGAGUGGUUUCUCCAGCCUCCCAGCUGUUCCAGCUGCUAAUACUGGUCUUGCUGUACUCCAAGGGACCAUAUCAGCCUGGUUUAAACACAGUUCAGAGGACGAGCGUUCUUCAUCAGGCGCAAUGGUUUACAGUGCUUUCUAUCUCCACACCAGCAUGCUGGGCUAAAAAACUUUUAGAACUACUUCACACAAGUCCACAUUUUUUACAUCCUGUAUGAAUCCUGUAUGUAGUUCAUCACAGGAUGAACUGUCUGAAUUUAAUAAAAUACUGAAGUUACUUAUAGAUCGGAUUGGUCACUUAGUGUUGGCCAAUGUCAGUCAGUUAUACUGUCAAAUAUUUUAAGAUGUUAGUUGUUUUAACAGUUGCAAAAAGACAAUAAAAUGUAAAUGUACUGCCUUCAAGUCGAUUCCAAUUUAUGGCGACCCUAUGAAUAGGGUUUUCAUGAGGCUGAGAGGCAGUGACUGGCCCAAGGUCACCCAGUGAGCUUCAUGGCUAUGUGGGGAUUUGAACCCUGGUCUCCCAGGAACUGACAUCUAAAUUGAAGAUGCUAUUGGAGGUCACUGAGUUGUACUUGACUUGAAGGCACAUAACAACAACAAAUUGAAGUCCAUUGCUUUCCAGCACCUAUGAGAUCACAUAGCAAGUGCAGUGGACUUGAUGGUAGUUCUGAGGCCUGAACAAAUGUGCCCAUUUGAUCAACUGUGUAGGACUUCAAACCUCAUUCCAUGGUGGAAAUAUCUCCUGUGUGAAACAGAACCAUUUUAUUCCAAAUAAGUAUGCUUAGGGUCACAGCCUAGGUUCACAUUUAGAAUUCACAAAAAUGAUCAAGGUUGCAUCUUCCUUCUGGAUCAGUUCCAUCAUUAACUGACCAGUGUCUAAAAACAAAUUAGCAAGACCAGGCAUUAAUGAGCAUUUAAGAAACCACAAAUUGGCAAUUGUUCAGUUACAAAAUACAAUGCAUGCAUAGAAUCUGAUGACUAAUAAGUGUAAGAAGCUAAGUACCUCCAUCUGCUUCUUUGUAAAGAAGCAAUCUCAGUUGUAACUUAUGGGUGCAUGUAAGAAUGCUUCCACAUUAGCCCUUUUCUUCUUUUUGGUUGAUACCAUGUAGCCAGUCAUUUAUAACUGAUAAUUCAGACAACCUUCCUCCCAAAUGAUUACAUUAUCACUUUAUUAUGGCUAGUUUAAGUGGGGGACAGAAUACUUCUAUUGCAGAACUAACAAGAGGAACCAUCUCCCCUGGUGCAGAGGAGUGGUCAGUAUACUGUUUCGUUGGCAUGGUCAAUGAUAUAUGCAUUAGGUGUUACCACUAUUACCUUCACCUCUGCUGCCUGGUGAAACUGUUAUGGUGUGUGUGAAAGCGAAAUCUUGUCAGUUUACCUCGUCAUGUAAUUUCAUUAAAUUUUUACUGUGUUCACCACCACUGAUGCACACAUGUCCUUUCCUUUUUUUUGACUAAACUAUGCAUAUUCUUCCCAAAGCCUGAUGAGGAGGAAUGCUGGGCUUCUCCCUGAUUUAGUUCAUUCUUGUGGCUUCUUACCUGUCCUUCCACCAGGCAGUAACAGUAGAUGCUUUCAGAUUGCAAUUAAAAAAGUAAAAACA